UUUACGAAUAUUUAAUUGGUUUAAAACUCAAAUGUGAAUUUAUUAGCUAACAGAAUUUGUGAUUUAUUUGACAGAUUACGGAUUUACUCAUAAAUUAAAAUAAAAGUUUGUAAACAUUGACAACAAACUAAAAAUGCUUUUGAAUCCGAAAUAAAUAUUCUAAAUCAAAUUUGUUGAUAAACAUGAAAUAGUCGUAGAGGGUAUAAAAGCAGCAGUAAUAUAAUGCUGCAUAAUGCCCAAAAUUAUAGAACUUACAGUUGAAAUCGAAGUGCAAAGGGUGUCAUGUCCUGGAGUAUGGCUCUGUCAAGAUGGGCGUGUCUCCCUCACAGUAUUUGCCUUGGGCACCAGUUACCAGACCUGCUUGCUGCCUCCACUAUUUCCUCUCAUGUUCAAAGAUGUAUUCUACUUCCGCAAGAGAUUUCAGGAAACAUGUGCACUUAAUAAUAUUUGUUGUUUGUUGAAGGAUGAGACCAUCUACUGUGAACUGGUGCAGUGGAGUGAGGAUUGCAUGGCUGGUGAAUGUUCAAUCCUGGCUCAGUACCUGGGUGCUCUCAAUGACGUCCUGUUCCCUCCCAACAUGUGUUCUAAUGAUGGUGUAGACCUGCUCAUGAGGAGAUCUAAAGAGUUUCCAGGCAUCCUGUCGCCUAAAAUUGAGAUAGGAACGAAAGUGCGCAUUGAUGAAGUGUGGAAUCAGCCUUGCACUGGUCUGCCGAAGCCUGUUAGGUGCGGCUGCGGCACCAAGGAGAGCGAAGCGAGGCAGAAGCAAGUGUGUCAUACAGCCAAGUAUCACAGAAACAAAUGUAACACAUCAAAGCGUCCGCAGUCGCGCUCGGGGUCCCGUUCAAGAUCCGGCGGAUCAAGGUCUUGCUGCAGCCUCAACGUGGUGGAACCUGAACCAGUCACUUGCAAGUGUCCCAAUCCAGUGACGAAGUCGCGCGCGUCACUGUUCCGCUCGCCGCGCGGGAGUGCGUCGCGGCGCUCGCGCAAGUGUCGCGAGUACAGCGUGUACCGCGUGCACACGCCACACGCGCCGUGGCGACAGCAGGACAUUGUGCGCCCGCGCAUUGAUAGUGAAUGUGAUGACGUGCCGAGAUAUAAUCAUGAAACGGAAAAAGUCGACGAAAGCCCAUUCCCAGAUCGUUUGCAGAAAAUCAUUCUUGAAAGUAGGUACAUAGACAACGACGGGUACGUUCAUAAGCCCACAGAAAGAGUUAGCAAAGUGAGCAGAGGUAAAAUAACACCGUGCGUGUGCGAAAUAUGCAGGAGAUAUCACGAAUUAUUUCAUAGAGAUUUAAACUCAAACAGUUGAUGAAUACUACUACAUUCUAAAUUUAAAAUUAUAGUUUAUUUUAAUAUGGAUCAAAUGUUGUUUAUGGAUUAAUAUCGAUUUAAUUUCAAAUCGAUUCUUUAAAGUUCUAAUGUCAAAAUCGAUUAUGUUUUUCACAUAUCAUUUAUUCAAACAUGCAUUCUAUUGUUUAUGUAAUCUAUAAUAGUCAACUUAAUAUUUUUAUGCAAUACUUUUGUACCUAAGUAUAAUAUUAAUUUAUGCGCUGUUAAAUAUUUUGUGUUCAUGUUGAAUAAUUUUAUUAAUAUAAAUCAUUGUUGUAAUUAGAGAAAUUAGAUGAAUAAAAAGCGAUAAAAAUCAU
This is a messenger RNA of Manduca sexta (tobacco hornworm), 1646 nucleotides long. RefSeq names its product spermatogenesis-associated protein 6. The record is from RefSeq and is a predicted model, not a curated record. The transcript is spliced from 7 exons. Gene Ontology annotation, molecular function: myosin light chain binding. NCBI's taxonomy places the organism in Eukaryota, Metazoa, Arthropoda, Insecta, Lepidoptera, Sphingidae. Gene Ontology annotation, biological process: spermatogenesis. Bases 233 to 1309 code for a protein of 358 amino acids.